AUGGCACACGAUGUGAGCAAAACUGUUGCAUUUUUAGCAACUUACUGCCAAGAGCUCGUGCAGUUGCAGAAACCAACUUUGGAAUCGCUGCUGAAAAGUAAUCGCGCGAGCCAGGUGCCUACAUUGGCAGUAGAGCAGCGACAGCUAUUGGAGGAUUGGGAAUUUGUUCUUUGUGAUAUGUCGAGAUUGGACGCGGCCGAAUGCAUUCAGCAGCUCGGAGCCGCAACUUUAGAGGGUGUGUUACGCAGCAGAGAGGUGAAAAGCGAUCCCAUGGCCGUCUUCAUGUUGGUUCUCUUGGAACGUUAUUCUGAAAGCUUUACACUAGAGCACAAGGAAACCAUUGCAAUGUGGGAAGCCCAAUUCUGUCGGAUCAGUGCUGAAGCACAACAACGAGUUCGUCGGACUUGCGCGCAAGCAUUUGCGCGGGCGGAAAAAUUUUUCGCAAAGUUUGCAGCUGAAAUUGUGCAGCUGCAAAAGCAGACCUUGAGGGAUGUGGUGAUGAGCAACCAGGCCAACAGCUACGUAGAGCGGAAGCAAGCGAAUAACUUUUUUGUUCGUGACUUUCAUUUGCUGACAGUUGAAGAAAGAGAUUUGUUGGAAGAUUGGGAAUUUGUUCUUUGCAAGAUGUCCACUCUGGAGGCUGUGGCUUUUCUGUCCCGUCUCCAGAGAUGCUUCAAGCGUGUUGAGUCGCUUCUCACGGAGCAAGGGGAAGCUCUGAAAAAAAUAGGAGCCAGGAAUUUACAGCUUGCUCUGCGAAGUCGGCACAUGCUACAAUUUCCGAUGUCGACCUUCGCCCGAGUAUUUCUGGAAGGCUACAGUGACGAAGUGGCAGCAGAGCAAAUGGAAACUGUGGCCGCGUGGGAAGAAGAACUGAAGAACUGUGUAAAUCCAGGGCAGCCGGCCGCAAAGCAGCGAGCGCUGCUCGUGCGGCAGCAUUGA
Molecule: messenger RNA, 939 nt
Organism: Cladocopium goreaui
Lineage: Eukaryota; Dinophyceae; Suessiales; Symbiodiniaceae
Source: the annotation of a GenBank genome assembly